CGGUGAUUUUAUUGCUUUUUACAGCCAUGACUUCUAUAAUUUUAGGAAGGCAACCAAAAUGACGAAGAGAAAACAGAAGAAGGCCCAGUCGACAGCCACCAAUAAGGAGACGAAUACUCCAUCCGAUGAUGGUUCUUUCCGUCUGCUUGAGCGUCUUGCCAUCCUAGGUGAUUCUGGUUAUGCUCUGUGUGGAUCCUUUCUCCUCCUGAUGGUGGCCGUAGCGUUCUCAUGGUAUGCAGAUGGGGCUGGUAGUGGCACAGCAAGUACCGGUACAAGUGAGAUCCCGGCCCUUCACAAAAACAAGCAAGUGAACGAGAGAGAUUUUGAGGAGAUGUACGAGCAACUUGGACCCGUUCCUGAGAUGCGGCCACCCGUUGUCUUCUCAAUUGAUGAUGAUUUGGACGAGAUUCAUGCCGCGUACAAGCAGGAGGGUGUUGUGGCAGUUCGUGGAUUGGUGUCUGCAGAUUUAUUGGAGAGACUAGAUGAAGCAAGUAGAGAGUUAAUCACAAAGGAUCCGGGCAGCAAGAAGAAUCAGAGAAAUAAACAGUUCCACACCAUGCAACAAAACCCAAUUUUUCUCAAUGAUUGGACAGCUAAUACAACAAACACCAACGCCAGUGCAACUGACGCAACAAUAAGCAUCUCCCAACAUUCCAAUCCAUUUGUCCAAGUGGCCUUGCUAUCCCAAGUCCCAAAACUAGCCUCUCAGUUAAUGCUCCCCGAGCUGGAAGCAAAUGAGAGCGUAAGAGUGAUCAGAGAUAUUUUCUUGAGCAAAGACAAGGAGGAAUUCAUCUGUGGCUGGCAUGUUGAUGACUUUGGAUUCUGGCCGGCAACAGCAUCAUCCCCUGGCAUCAAUGCCUGGAUUGCCCUAGACGACAUGCCAGCGGUGGGAGGUGGAGGCUUUGCUUUGGCUGUGGGAAGCCAUGCAACCAGCUGGCGAGAUGAAGCGCAAUACGUCACGGGUGCCACCACAUUUUAUCCUGAAGAGGGAUUUCAAUCAGCAGCGGAUAUGUUUGCCAAUCGAACUGGAAGUGGCACUUGCAACAUCCAAACAGCGGCACCUCAUCUCUACAGAAGAAUGGAAGAAACCAAGAGAAUCUGGGACCUCAAGCGGGGUGACAUCAUUUUCCAUCAACGUUGGCUAUUCCACAGAACUGUGGCCUUUGAGAGGGACUAUGUAACUGGAGAGAAUGAGAACUUGGUUUAUCGAAGAUAUUCUGUUCGCUAUGCACCUGGAUCUGCAAUCAUUCCUCCCGGAUUUGGUACCGAGCUCAGCGUAUUGUGGGACCCUUCAAACGCCAACCGAACCGCAGAUGCGGUCAGCAAAUUGGACGGUCCAUGGUACCCACAGGUGUGGCCCUCGGCAAACGAUGGAGAACUGGAGGGCCUACAAGAUCUGAUAGACAAGAAGGUUCCCAUAGCGCAAGAACGGAAACUAGCGAGACAAAAGGAGAUGCAACCAUUUCUGAAGCAAGCGGCUAGAGAAACCCAGAGUAGACAACGAAAAUAGUGAUGAACUUUGCGAACUUCAUAGUCUUAUUAGCUAACAGUGGACUUAUCCACGCUCCACCACCUCUUCAUGCAAUACGACCCAUGUACUGCUCAGCCAACAGCUGUAUCUCGCUAUCGUUACAAAGAGAUUUGACAUUCAAGAUACGUCGUGCGUCUCUCAUCUUUGCCGCCUCUUCCAACGCUGGCUUCCACAGCUCUGCCUCGCACAGCAAGUCAUACCGUUCUUCUGGAAAAGUAACACGAUCGAUGUAGCGCAUAAUCUCGCUGACGCUCUGUUUCCCCUUGAUAACAACACGAGCAAACGGUUUGUAUCCAACCGGUGACUUAGCCUUGGAGUCUGAGAGAAGACGAAGAUUGGACCAUUGCUUGCUGUCGGCAAAGGCCUUGAUCUUGAUGUGCCAAACUCGCUUCUCGGGUAUCCUAAACUUCUUCGCAAUUUUGUCGGCAUCUGCCAGAAGGCGGUGCUGUUCACGUUGGUU
Seminavis robusta is the source of this 1991-nucleotide messenger RNA. The record is from the annotation of a GenBank genome assembly. NCBI's taxonomy places the organism in Eukaryota, Bacillariophyta, Bacillariophyceae, Naviculales, Naviculaceae.